Messenger RNA from Elephantulus edwardii (Cape elephant shrew), 459 nucleotides. RefSeq names its product ferritin light chain-like. The transcript has a single exon. The annotation marks the transcript as partial. The record is from RefSeq and is a predicted model, not a curated record. Gene Ontology annotation, biological process: intracellular iron ion homeostasis; iron ion transport. Gene Ontology annotation, molecular function: ferric iron binding; ferrous iron binding. Gene Ontology annotation, cellular component: cytoplasm. Lineage: Eukaryota; Metazoa; Chordata; Mammalia; Macroscelidea; Macroscelididae.
AUGAGGUCUCAGAUCCGUCAAAAUUAUUCCUCCGAAGCAAAAGCUGGCACCAACCGUCUGGUCAACCUGCACCUGCAGGUCUCUUGCACCUACCUCUCCCUGGGUUUUUAUUUUGACCGCAAUGAUGUGGCCUUGGAAGGCAUGGAACACUUCUUCCGCGAGUUGGCGAAGGAGAAAUGCGAGGGUGCCGAACAGCUCUUGAAGCUGCAAAACCAACGCGGUGGGCGAGUCCUCUUCCAAGAUAUCCAGAAGCCAUCCCAGGAUGAGUGCAGUAAAACCCUGGAUGCAAUGCAAGCAGCGCUGGCCUUGGAGAAGAACCUAAACCAGGCCCUUCUGGAUCUGCACGCCGUGGGUUCUGCCCACACUGACCCCCAUCUCUGUGCCUUUCUGGAGAAUCAUUUCCUGGACAAGGAAGUGAAACUGCUGAAGAAGAUGGGUGACCAUCUGACCAACAUUAGA